AUGGCCUCCAGCUACUCCCCGAAAUACUUCCUUGUUAGCUUCCCAGCUGAAUAUGUCGCCCACGUCGAGAUUAACCGGGCAGACAAGCUCAAUUCCUUUUUCGAAGCGAUGUGGUUAGAACUCCGCGACGUAUUCAAUCAGCUCUCCCACGACCCCAACGUCCGCGCCAUUGUCCUCUCAGGCGCUGGUUCCCGCGCAUUUACCGCCGGUCUUGACGUCAAAGCUGCAUCCAAAAGUCUCCUUGGGCCAAAGCCGGAUGGAGAUGCUGCUAGGCUUGCUGCCAUUUUCCGCCGUCACAUCGCUUCGUUCCAGGAUUGUAUCACAGCCGUGGACAAGUGUGAAAAGCCGGUCAUUGUAGCGAUGCAUGGGAUAAAUUUUGGACUUGGAAUCGACCUGUCGGUUGCUACUGAUAUCCGAUAUUGCUCUGCUGAUACCCAGUUCUGCGUCAAGGAAGUCGAUAUUGGCCUUGCUGCGGACAUCGGAACGCUUUCACGACUACCCAAGGCCGUAGGGAGUUAUAGCUGGGUCAAGGACGUUUGUCUUACGGCGAGAGUAUUUGGGGCCAAAGAGGCGAAAGAGGUCGGAUACGUUAGCGCUGUAUUUGAAAAUAAGGAAGUCAUGGUUGAGAAGGCGUUGGGCGCAGCGAAGUUGAUUGCCUCGAAGAGUCCAGUUGCUGUGCAGGGAACCAAAGAGUUAUUAAAUUGGUCUAUCGACCAUUCCGUCCAGGACGGUUUGAGGUAUACUGGUGUAUGGAAUAGUGCUGCGCUUCAGACGGGCGACAUCUCGGCGGCUCUCCUAUCGGGUCUGGAGAAACGCACUCCCACUUUUGAGAAGCUAUGA
This is a messenger RNA of Arthroderma uncinatum, 840 nucleotides long. RefSeq names its product enoyl-CoA hydratase/isomerase family protein. NCBI's taxonomy places the organism in Eukaryota, Fungi, Ascomycota, Eurotiomycetes, Onygenales, Arthrodermataceae. The transcript is spliced from 3 exons. Gene Ontology annotation, molecular function: delta(3,5)-delta(2,4)-dienoyl-CoA isomerase activity. Bases 1 to 840 code for a protein of 279 amino acids. The record is from RefSeq and is a predicted model, not a curated record. Gene Ontology annotation, cellular component: mitochondrion.